AUGGACGAAUAUUUCGUGAGACUUCUUAUUGAUGGCGGAGCCAACGUCAACGUACGAGAUGAUAUGGGAUAUACACCUUUGUUAACCGCCACGGAAAGAGCGAGUAGUGAAGCCAUCGUGAGACUUCUUAUUGACGGAGGAGCCGACGUCAACGCAAAAGAUGGGUUUGGAAACACGCCUCUGUUAAUUGCUGCGAUAAGAGCGGAUAGUGAAGCUAUUCUGGAACUUCUUGUUGAUCAAGGAGCCGAUGUCAACGCAAGAAAUUAUUCUCAACAUACAGCUCUGAUCACAGCCAUGGAAAGAGCUGAUGGUGAAGCCGUCGUGAGACUUCUUCUUGAUCGAGGAGACAACGUCAUCGCAAGGGACAUGAAAGGAGUGACAGCAAUCGGACUAGGAGCGGACGGCGGAGCUACCGAGGAACUUCUCAUUGACAAUGGAGUCACAGAUCUAUUCAAUCCAUACAUAUGA
Messenger RNA from Penicillium subrubescens, 468 nucleotides. RefSeq names its product ankyrin repeat domain-containing protein. The transcript has a single exon. The record is from RefSeq and is a predicted model, not a curated record. The coding region runs from base 1 to 468 and encodes 155 amino acids. NCBI's taxonomy places the organism in Eukaryota, Fungi, Ascomycota, Eurotiomycetes, Eurotiales, Aspergillaceae. Gene Ontology annotation, molecular function: protein binding.